Molecule: messenger RNA, 288 nt
Organism: Lycium barbarum (goji berry)
Lineage: Eukaryota; Viridiplantae; Streptophyta; Magnoliopsida; Solanales; Solanaceae
Product: protein PELPK1-like
Exons: 1
Coding region: 1-288 (95 amino acids)
Source: RefSeq, a predicted model, not a curated record
AUGGCUCAUCUCUCCCUUUACCUUCUAUUCGUCUUUGUCUUAUCAUCAAUCAGCAGCCAUGCAAUUCAAGCAGAGGCUCGUUGUCUUUUGGACGUAACUUUGCCGGAUUUGCCAAAGCCUGAUCUCCCCACUGGCCUCCCAAAACCCGAGCUACCGACAUUGCCACAACCUGGAUUGCCCACAUUAGCUAUGCCCAAUCUUACACUGCCAGAACUUCCAAAACCUCAACUGCAAACUUUACCCAAACUGGAGUUGCCAGUACCGUUGCCAUCUCUGCCAAGCCCUUGA